Ectocarpus sp. CCAP 1310/34 is the source of this 846-nucleotide messenger RNA. Lineage: Eukaryota; Phaeophyceae; Ectocarpales; Ectocarpaceae. The record is from the annotation of a GenBank genome assembly.
AUGGGUCGGAGUAGAGUGGACUCCGCAGCGGCCGAGAAGGCGUGUGCAGCGGUCCGCAACGGCAGCAUGUCACGCUACGCUGCCGCUGCUGCCUUUGGGUUGAGCAAGACCUCGCUACUGCGGCGCCUGAGCGGUGAGUGCGACAUGGACGCACGGGUUGGCCACGGGACUGUGCUGACGAAAGAGGAAGAAAAUGCGCUGGAAGAUGUGUUGCUGUACGCUUGUCGGAACUAUAUUCCUCUCACGAGGAACGACCUGAAGGAGCGUGUGAGACAGCUCUGCAACGACGGCCGGCCGAUCCCAUGGGACCCCGACAAGGGCCCGGGGAAGUCGUGGUUGCAGGGCUUCCUCCGAAGGCACGAUCGCAUCAGCCUUCGACUCGCCCGCAUCUACGAGGCCAACAGGAUGACCUCGCCGGAAGAUGAUCGUCUGCACAACUUCUACAAGUUCUGGCAGGAGUUCGUCAACGAGCACAAGCCAGCACCCGACCACGUUUGGAACACGGACGAGUCAGUGAUAGAGUUGGGUUGGCACUGGUGCGCCAGGUACAAAGUUGAAGAUGCGCGGGCCUCCAGGCCGUCGGUGUAGGCAGCAAUGCCCAUCUCAUCUUCUUUGUGCGCGGAGGCAGACGUCAUCAGAAAGGUGGACGGGCACUAUGUACACGGCCCUAGGUUUGCUAGAGGAAGCUGUACUGUCUCAGUAACCUGGUUUUGCCAUCAAAGGAGGAGGGGACAGGUGGUGACGAACGAGCUGAUUAGGCUGGUUGACCCUUCGGCGCGAGAAUUUUUAGAACGAGAACCCUAAGUGCGAUGAGGGAGAAAGCGAGGAACCGACUGGGAAGGACAG